AUGUUUUUCACGGGCCCGCGGAUUCUUUUCUUGCGCGGGAGCGUCGUCUCGCACGCCGCCGACGUGCGCGCGCAGUUGGCGCAGGCGCCCGACCCGGGGCGAACGCACGCGAUCUUGCGCACUUUGCACCGGUCGCACGAAAAGGCCGCCUUCUUGCGUUUUUCGGGCGGAACCAACCGCCGUUUGCGCGUGCGGAGCGCAGGGAUUUCUGUGUCCAUGGAACGGAGGCAGGGUCAGGCAAAAAGGGCAGGGGCAAACACGAUCAGGCGAAAAGGGCAGGGGCGGAAACGAACAGGCGAAAAGGGCAGGGGCGCAAACGAACAGCAAACAGGGCAGGCGAGGCGGACAGGCAAGACAGGCAGGCCAGGCAAGGUAGACAAGCGAGUGGAAGUGGGUGCUCAGACGGCCCGGUUACAAGGUGCAAAGAUGACUUUGGGGCGCGCCCUUGCACUACCUCCCGGCGAAAACAGAAACGGGAGGACAAGAAAAAAAAGACAAGAAAAGGACAGGAAAGCCAAGCUUUGGAAAAUCCACACAUGUCAAAUUUCAAAUCCCGGAAAAUUGGGACAUGGAAUCGUGUCACGAAGCCCUCCAUCAUGUAGCUGCUUUCGCUUGUAG
Molecule: messenger RNA, 618 nt
Organism: Clavispora lusitaniae ATCC 42720
Lineage: Eukaryota; Fungi; Ascomycota; Pichiomycetes; Serinales; Metschnikowiaceae
Source: RefSeq, a predicted model, not a curated record